Penicillium longicatenatum is the source of this 816-nucleotide messenger RNA. Its product is annotated as Aminotransferase class IV. Gene Ontology annotation, molecular function: catalytic activity. The transcript has a single exon. Lineage: Eukaryota; Fungi; Ascomycota; Eurotiomycetes; Eurotiales; Aspergillaceae. Bases 1 to 816 code for a protein of 271 amino acids. The record is from RefSeq and is a predicted model, not a curated record.
AUGUCUUCCAAUUUGUUUGUGGUCGAACAUGAGCAUCCCGAGCAAGAAACUUUCGAGAUCUUUUCAUCGUUUCGCUACGACCCCAAUCUUCCAAGCGUGGCCCUGCAACACCCAGAGAACUAUCCCGAACCAUUGGACUCGCCCUACUACCUCUUGGCCUACCACCAAGACCGAAUCAUAGCCGCUGCACGCCACUUUGGUUGGAAGGGUGUGUUUGACAAUGGGCCAGUAUGGAUGAACGGAGAUGUGAAAAACCUAGACAGAUUCCUGAGUUGGCGGGUGCCAGACAAGUCUCGACCGUGGCGGUUGAAGCUCGUUUUACAACACAAUGGCCAUGCCUUUUGCGAGUUUUCAGAGACUGGCCCCAUAGACCUGCUUAAUUUCAUGACUCCGAUUUUGCACACGAGUACAGAUUCGACUGUCUGGCGGGUGGUCGUGGACACGGAGCGUACAGAACCGUCUGGCUUCACCACGCACAAGACCUCUUCCCGAGAACACUACACGCUUGCUCAGUCCCGGUCUCAGGUUACCCCCGGGGCGAAGUCAGAAGAACUGCUCAUGGUGAACCUGGACGGCGAAAUCAUGGAAGGUACUAUCACUACUCCGUACUUCCGGCGCGGAGACACUUGGGUAACUCCGCCACUUACCAGCGGUGGUAAUGCGGGCACAACAAGAAGAUACGCAUUGAACCAAGGAUUUUGUAUUGAGCAGUUGGUCAAAGCUUCGGAGCUUAAAGAUGGAGAAGAGUGCUGGCUAAGCAAUGGGGUACGAGGUUUUAUGCGUGGUCGCAUCUCUCUGAGUUCACCAGUGCAAUAA